AUGUCUUCCUAUUCAUAUUCAUCGCUUCCAGCAAAUGGCGACGACAUCCGCCUGCUUCGAUUAUUACCUAGUGAAGAUGAGGCUGCACUUUUGCAUUGCGAGCUUCGAGAUUAUUCUCUACGAAGAUCAACUCCACGAACUAACUUAAGUAUCCAAGAUGGAAGAGAAUAUAAAGUCUUGGCAAAGGAAUUUAGUCAAGCGUCAGUGUUUUCGAGAGUAGAGCCUGGAGGAUAUCUAGAGAAAGCAACUAGAUUGUGGAACAAUAUAGCGAUAUUGUAUGAUUUGGAAGAAUACAAAGAAGCAGAUAAGAGACUUGAAGCAGUACAAGAUGAGUACUAUUUGGCAGAAUUUGGUAGAAUGCCAUCAUCGUAUGAGUCGGAGAAUGCAAAGGAUGGGCAAGGUGGUCGAAACCCGCUAUCGCUUGUUAUUUCAAAUGGAUAUGGAGCUAUUGUGAAACUAGUACUCGCUUCUAGCCAGAGUGAAGUCAACUUGAAAGAUGCUUGGGGUUGGACGCCAUUAUCAUGGACUGCUAAGUGUGGGCAUGAGGCUGUUGUAAAGCUACUACUUAAUAAUGAUCAAGUUGAAGCUGAUUCGAAAGAUAAUCAGCAUCGGACGCCAUUAUCUUGGGCUGUUGGAAACGGACAUGAAGCUAUUGUGAAACUACUAAUCGCUUCUAGCCAGGUUGAAAUUGAUUCGAAGACUAGCUUCAAUCAAACAUUGUUAUUUCCGGCUGCUAAGAAUGGGUAUGAGAUAAUUGUCAAACUAUUAUUAGCAAUUGGCCAGGUUGAAGCUGACUCAAAGGAUUGUGUCAAGCGAACAUCGCUAUCAUGGGCUGCUGAGAAUGGUUAUGAAGCUGUUGUGAAGCUACUAUUAGCAACCAGCCAGGUUGACGCUGAAUCGAAGGACAUAUUCAAUAUAGCGCCGCUAUCAUACGCUAGGGGAUCCGAUCAUGUGGCUAUUGUUAAACUAUUAAAGAACCAAGCUAGAAACCAUACCGCUUAG
This is a messenger RNA of Botrytis porri, 1002 nucleotides long. RefSeq lists its product as uncharacterized. Bases 1 to 1002 code for a protein of 333 amino acids. The record is from RefSeq and is a predicted model, not a curated record. NCBI's taxonomy places the organism in Eukaryota, Fungi, Ascomycota, Leotiomycetes, Helotiales, Sclerotiniaceae. Gene Ontology annotation, molecular function: protein binding. The transcript is spliced from 3 exons.